UAUGUGAUUUAAAAUCUAUAAUCGAGUGGUGUUAAACAUUAUUGUUUUACAUUUCAUGUAAAAUUUCACAGCGGCUCAUUUAUAAACAAACGACACGAUGUUUUGAAUCAUGUUGACGUCAUUUAUACUUUAAAUAGAAAAGUGUACCACGUGAUCAAACAACAAUCAAGAUGGCCUCGUUCAUCUGUGUUCAGCUGAAAAAAACUUAUGAAGUAGAUUUAGUUAAACCUCUUAGGACUUUCAUUCAGAAUACUUAUAAUCAAGCCAGCCCCGAUGAUUAUAAUCAAGCUUUGUCUGAGUUUAAUAAACUCAGAAAUGCUAUGAUUACAAAGUCGGUAGAUAAACACGAAUCAGCGUUAGAAGUACUGUAUCGAUAUUAUGAUCAGCUUGCUGCCAUAGAGAACAAGCUUCCAAUUGCUGAAAAUCAGAUACGUGUGCAAUUCAAGUGGAGGGAUGCAUUUGAUGAAGGUUCUCUCUUCUCUGGGAAAAGGAAUUUGGCCAUUGCUUCUGGUGCCUACGAGAAGGUUUGCAUAUUGUUUAACAUAGCAGCUUUGCAGUCUCAGAUAGCUGCUGCACAGAACCAUGACAACAAUGAUGGGUUGAAGCUCACCGUUAAACUAUUCCAGCAAGCAUGUGGAAUAUUUGGUCACCUAAAGGAUAUAGUUUUAUCCCACGUCCAACAAGACCCCACCCCUGACCUGAGCCCAGACACACUCAGUGCUUUAAGUGCUCUAAUGUUGGCCCAGGCACAGGAGUCUAUUUAUAGAAAGGCUACACAGGAUAAAAUGAAGGAAGCCAUGAUAGCUAAAUUAUCUUAUCAAACCUCUGAGCUUUAUUCUGAUGCGAUGAAACUUAUGCAGUUGGGAUCUAUAAGAGAUCUGUGGCCUAAGGACUGGCUGCCUACAGUUGUGAUGAAACAGGCUGCAUUUCACGCCAUGGCUGAGUACUACCAAAGUUGUGUGGCUCAACAGUCUAAAAGCUACGGAGAAGAAAUAGCUAGAUUGCAGCAUGCCCAGGAGUUGCUGAAUGCCUCUCAAAGCAGGGGAGGAACAACAUUCAGUUUCAAGCAGGAACUGGCCAAAGUCCAGCGAGCCCUUGAGACAGCCACAAAGGACAACAACUUUAUCUAUCAUGACAAAAUCCCUGAUCUAAAAUCUCUUCAGCCAAUUGGAAAGGCUGUUGUUGCUAAAGCUGCUCCAGUGAGCCAGCCAAUGAGUGCCAAGUUUACUGAUCUGUUUGAGAAAAUUGUUCCAUUACCUGUACACGAAGCACUGACUGCAUUUGAGAACCGCAAGUCGCAGAUUGUUAGUAUGGAAGCUGGAAGAUUGAGGAACGCCACAGAACUCAUGAACAGUGUUCUUGCAUCCUUGAACCUGCCUGCUGCUCUUGAAGACUUGUCUGGUGAAAGAGUUCCACAUUCCCUGCUAGAGAAGGCCCAACAAAUCCAGGAACUAGGUGGGCUGACCAAGCUUGACCAGUUGAUGAGUGAUCUACCUGACUUGCUGACCCGCAACAGAGAGAUUCUUCAAGAGAGCAUAAAAGCUCUAGAUGAUGAAGAGAAGUCCGACCAACAGUUGAGAGAGCAGUUCAAAGAAAGAUGGUCAAGAACUCCCUCUGCCUCGCUGACCAAACCCAUGAGAGAGGAGGCCAUGAAGUAUAAAUCCAUACUUGACACAGCCAUCCAAGCAGAUCAUAUUGUCAAAGGGAAGUACGACGCACACAAGAAUGCCAUCUUUUUGUUGUCAAAACCAAAGGGUGAACUGGAAGCAGCUUUACCUGCAGCCAGUGCCGCGGCUUCACUUCAGAACAGCCCUGUGGUGAAACAUUUGAGAGAGUUGCUAGAACAGGUGAACACAAUCAAAGCAGAGAGAGAUGUUAUAGAAUCAGAAAUCAAAGACGCCAAGUUCGAUAUCAGCAGCAAAUUUUUUGCUGCGCUAGCAACUGAGGGGAUGAUCAACGAAGAAUCCAUUUCACUGAGUGAGCUGGACAGAACUUACACACCCCUUAGAGAGCAGGUGUCUGAUAGUAUACACAGACAGGAAAUUCUACUGUCACAAAUCCAGAAUUCCAACACUGAGUUUAGCCAAGCCAAAACGUCCAAUCAAAGUGCAGCACAAAGAGAAACUCUUCUUAAAGAUUUAGCUGCUGGGUUUGACAGUUUUAUGGAGUUGAAAGGAAAUUUGGAGGAAGGAACCCAGUUCUACAACGACCUAACACCGUUGCUAGUCAGGCUACAGACUAAAAUCAAUGACUUCUGCUUUGCCCGAAAAACUGAGAAAGAUGAGCUGAUGAGUGACCUACAGAAGGCUAUCGUCAACACUCCCUCCCAGCCCCCACCCAUCACUCCAAGGUAUCAGGGCGGCCCUGCCCAGCCGACCCAAGACAGUUCUAGUGCAGCUGCACCUGUCCCUGCCCCGAGGAAUGCCCCACCUCGUCCACCCCCACCAGCCGUGCCUACAGCAGCUACAAGUGCUCCACUAGCGACCACAACACCAUCCACAACGGCCGGAACUCCGUCUGCCCCUAGUGCUUCACUCCCUUACUCUAUGACACCCUCUCAGCCUGGCCAUCUACAGAACCCCUAUGGUCAACCAAACUUUGGUGGUUCUGGCUGGCAGGCUCCUUACCCAUCCCACCCUGGCCAAGGCUACCCUCUGCCACAGAUGCCUGCGGGGUACAACCCAUACAACCCCUACAUGAGCUACCCGCCCCAGGGUCAGAACCAACCAGGCUACCCACAACCAGGUCACCCGCCCCAGGGUCAGAACCAACCGGGCUACCCCCAACCAGGACCCUAUGGCCAACAACCUUAUCCGUAUCCUCCUCAGCAGCCCCCUCAAGCUGGGUACCCAUAUCCAGGGUACCCACCUCAACAGUAUCACUAGACUGUUAGGGCUACACAAGUUUAUCAUUAAGUGAUAUGUUACUAUUAUAAUGAAGUAAUCAUUAAGUAAAGGCUAAUGAAUUAUCUAUAUUGUUAGGAUUUUUUUUCCCUAGGCUUUGUAAUUUAAACAUUUGUGUAAUUAUUAUUUUUUUAAUUACUACAUUACACAUUGGUUAAGAAAUAUGAAGUUGUCUACAGUUGGAAAUCUUGGUGAUGGACAUCACAGUGAGUGAUAUCGAAUGUUUCUUAUUUUGUACAAAAAUUGUUCAGUGACUUUAUCUGUAGUAAUACAACUGUAUUAAAAAAAAUACAUGAUUUAAAAUGUUUAAGUUGAAAUCAGCUACUUAUAACAAACAAGCCACCUGUAAUGUUGUGUUAUUUAUUUAUGCUGUCCUACAGAGAUGACCUGCUUAAGUUGUACCAAAUUUUUUAAAAGUUUUUUAAAAUUCAAUUUGAUUCAUGCAAAUAAUUUUGCUUUCCUCUCCUCUUGUUAUAUUGAUUAAUUUAAUGAAACAUUGUACGUUUAAUAUCUUUAUAAAUUUUUUUAAUAUGUUAACUAGUAGCAUAGCUUGCGUCAUAUUCUAGCAGAUGUUUUUUCAACAGUGUUUAGCUACAGAAAUAGAAUAAAUGUUUAGUUUUUAAUCAAUUUCUUCCAUGUAGUGUAUUAAUAAGACUUGACUUGCAUUCUGUGAAACUAUUGUAGGAUUUGAUGCUUUAAAGUUGUAGUGCUAAUCAGUUUUUUGUUUUUACUGGUCAUUAGGUUUCUCACUAGACAGAUGGGGUGUUUAUUUCUUUUAUUGGUCCUUUAACAUAAGCUUCAUAACAUUUAGAAGCUUUCAAACUUUAAAAAAAAAUUAAUAACAAAAAUCUAGAAUAUUCUUUUGAAAUAACUUAUUUUUUACAUAUCUAAUUUGAAAAAAGAAUUCAUAUUCAUUUUGAAUGGAAUGAAACGUUUAUUUCAAACAAGUUUUUUGCUUCGUUAACAAUGAUUGUUUAUUUUUUGUGCAAUUUUCCAUUAUUGCAUUAUGGUUUGAAAUCACCACAAUGAGAAGUGUCAUGGCCUCAUGAAUUGGCCACUGAUUUUGUGUACAAAAAUUGUUACUUUGAUGUGUGUGUUGUAAUCUGUCCCAUUAUGAUGUAAACAUACUUGCUAUAUUUCACAGGUAAAAAAUAUUCGCAUUGAAAGGAAAAAUAAAUUAUCUUCUCUACAUGAAACUUUA
This is a messenger RNA of Physella acuta, 4104 nucleotides long. RefSeq names its product programmed cell death 6-interacting protein. The record is from RefSeq and is a predicted model, not a curated record. Gene Ontology annotation, biological process: mitotic cytokinesis. Gene Ontology annotation, cellular component: endosome. Gene Ontology annotation, molecular function: protein binding. NCBI's taxonomy places the organism in Eukaryota, Metazoa, Mollusca, Gastropoda, Physidae.